Messenger RNA from Phytophthora sojae, 1014 nucleotides. RefSeq lists its product as hypothetical. The annotation marks the transcript as partial. The transcript is spliced from 3 exons. The record is from RefSeq and is a predicted model, not a curated record. NCBI's taxonomy places the organism in Eukaryota, Oomycota, Peronosporomycetes, Peronosporales, Peronosporaceae.
GACGACGCUGUGGCCGAGGCGCCGUUCUGCGUCGCGUGCCGCCGCUCGAGCGCCGUCAAGUGGCGGAAGCACGUCUUCUCUCGCGGCCACCAGCGCGCGGCGCAGCAGUUCCUUCUGCGGCACGCGGGCAAACUGCAGGAGCUCUGCGAUGCCGCGACCACCACAGCACUCGCGUCCGAUGUGAACUGGUGGCGCUGCGUCUUCUGCGACGUAGCGCUGGCCACGGCCGACGCAGUGGCGCACUUCGGUGGAGACGGGCACAGGGCGCAGGUGGAGGCGUUCUGCCGCCACCACCGCUGCGAUGCGGACCGCCAGACGAGGCCCCAGCUCUGGCUGCAGGCGGCCAAGCGGCGAGAGCUUGAGGCGGCCCUGAACAAUGGACGAGCUGCAGAGGAACAACAGGCUGCAGAGCAGAAGCAGGAGCUGGAGCCGGUGGACCAGGCAGCGAGUGAACGGGUCGAGGCGUUUUUGUCGUCCGCUGCCUCCAGGCUGCAAGAACAGGAGGCUCUGUUGGGACCACAGUUGGCGCUGGCCACGGCACCGAGUCGCUCCAAAACCGUCUCGUCGGCUGAAGGAGUGCUGCAGAACCCUCUUGGUCGGCACGAAGGCAAGCGUGUGUGGGGAGGCGGCAUUGUAAAGCUGCGGAAGAGCGAGUGGAUACCGUGGGCGAUAGAUCAACUCGUAAAGGAGGAGCAGGCUGACCACCCGGAAACGCAGCACGCCGGGAAGGACGGCCCCGCGUUUGUGCAUCGCGUGACUGAGCUUGCGCGAGGCGAAGGACUGAGCUCAAUUGCGUCGGUGUCGUGGGGAGCUGGUGUGGGGAAUGUACACACGGCGGCGGUGCCACCCUGGAUGGUGCAGACAGAGGAGGAGUACAAGAAGUGCAACCUCCGCGAGCAAGCUGCACCAACAUCGUCUUCACUGACCAAGACGGCAGACGACAGAGCUGAAGCAACAACCACCAAGCGGCGAGAUAUCUUCUCGGAGCUCCAAUCGAAGUCGGAGUACGGCCCA